Messenger RNA from Mus musculus (house mouse), 4354 nucleotides. It is a transcript of the gene Vdr, whose product is annotated as vitamin D (1,25-dihydroxyvitamin D3) receptor. Gene Ontology annotation, cellular component: nucleoplasm; cytoplasm; signaling receptor complex. Gene Ontology annotation, molecular function: vitamin D response element binding; sequence-specific DNA binding; nuclear retinoid X receptor binding. Bases 141 to 1409 code for a protein of 422 amino acids. The transcript has 10 exons. The record is from RefSeq and is marked validated. Lineage: Eukaryota; Metazoa; Chordata; Mammalia; Rodentia; Muridae. Gene Ontology annotation, biological process: nuclear receptor-mediated bile acid signaling pathway; negative regulation of keratinocyte proliferation; positive regulation of transcription by RNA polymerase II.
AAAAGCUGCUGCCGAGCCCUAAGCACGGGAAGCGCCGAGCUGUGUGUCCACCGCCAGACCAGAGUUCUUUUGGUUGGACAGAUCUGUGAGUCUUCCCAGGAGAGCACCCUUGGGCUCUGCUCGCCCCUGCUCCUUCAGGGAUGGAGGCAAUGGCAGCCAGCACCUCCCUGCCUGACCCUGGUGACUUUGACCGGAAUGUGCCUCGGAUCUGUGGAGUGUGUGGAGACCGAGCCACGGGCUUCCACUUCAACGCUAUGACCUGUGAAGGCUGCAAGGGUUUCUUCAGGCGGAGCAUGAAGCGCAAGGCCCUGUUCACCUGCCCCUUCAAUGGAGAUUGCCGCAUCACCAAGGACAACCGGCGACACUGCCAGGCCUGCCGGCUCAAACGCUGCGUGGACAUUGGCAUGAUGAAGGAGUUCAUCCUCACAGAUGAGGAGGUGCAGCGUAAGCGAGAGAUGAUCAUGAAGAGGAAGGAGGAAGAGGCCUUGAAGGACAGUCUGAGGCCCAAGCUGUCUGAGGAGCAACAGCACAUUAUCGCCAUCCUGCUCGAUGCCCACCACAAGACCUACGACCCCACCUAUGCCGACUUCCGGGACUUCCGGCCUCCAAUUCGUGCAGACGUAAGUACAGGGAGCUAUUCUCCAAGGCCCACACUCAGCUUCUCCGGAGACUCCUCCUCAAACUCUGAUCUGUACACCCCCUCACUGGACAUGAUGGAACCGGCCAGCUUUUCCACGAUGGAUCUGAAUGAAGAAGGCUCCGAUGACCCCUCUGUGACCCUGGACCUGUCUCCGCUCUCCAUGCUGCCCCACCUGGCUGAUCUUGUCAGUUACAGCAUCCAAAAGGUCAUCGGCUUUGCCAAGAUGAUCCCUGGCUUCAGGGACCUCACCUCUGAUGACCAGAUUGUCCUGCUUAAGUCAAGUGCCAUUGAGGUGAUCAUGUUGCGCUCCAACCAGUCUUUUACCUUGGAUGACAUGUCCUGGGACUGUGGCAGCCAAGACUACAAAUAUGACAUCACUGAUGUCUCCAGAGCUGGGCACACCCUGGAGCUGAUCGAACCCCUCAUAAAGUUCCAGGUGGGGCUGAAGAAGCUGAACCUCCAUGAGGAAGAACAUGUGCUGCUCAUGGCCAUCUGCAUUGUCUCCCCAGACCGACCUGGGGUACAGGAUGCUAAGCUGGUUGAAGCCAUUCAGGACCGCCUAUCCAACACACUGCAGACCUACAUCCGCUGCCGCCACCCGCCCCCGGGCAGCCACCAGCUCUACGCCAAGAUGAUCCAGAAGCUGGCUGACCUGCGAAGCCUCAAUGAGGAGCACUCCAAACAGUACCGUUCCCUCUCCUUCCAGCCGGAGAACAGCAUGAAGCUCACACCCCUUGUGCUAGAGGUGUUCGGCAAUGAGAUCUCCUGACCAGGGUGGCCUGCAGUGGUGCCUGGGUAGGGCCGCUCCUCUGGGGCCCUGUGCCCAGGCCCUGGGCUGGUUGCAGCCCAGCAGUGCCUCCUGCCCCUCCUGGAGUUCAGCUCCUCCUCUGCCGUGGCCCGUGUCUGUCUGGCUCAUCCUUUCUCCUGCCCAGCCUCACACCUGAUCUCCCUUUCCUGUAGACUGCAGGUUGCUCCUGUCCCUUGAGAUCUCAGUUAGGAGACACUGCUGUUUAUUUGACAAAGAAACUCAAGUGUGGGAUGGGGGGAAGAGGGUAGAGGGCAGAGGCUGAAGGCAGAGAGCUCUGCCUAGGGAAUGCCUCCGCCAUAAGGGGCCACUGCUUGUGUCAAGGGAGGCAGGCAGAAGAGAUGAGUCCAUUCCUCAGGGACAGGUACCUGUACCUACCCCGAUUCCAAACCUACCUGCCUGGUGAGAACUCCUGCCCCUGCCUACAAAGGGUACACAACCUACCCAUCAUCCCUAGUGUGUCCCGUCUCCUCCUGCCACCUGUCUGUAUUAUUCUGACCCAGGGGAGUCAGUCACUGUGGGGCCUCCUUCCUCUGCUGGUAUACUCAUGGACUCAUUCACUGCCAAGAUGACCAAAUACUCUACCACACUAACCAAGGAGCCCUCCCUAGCCCUGCAGUUCCCACCUUUGAGGUUUUGUUAUGGUAAGUCCCCAAGUCCAGUACCUCUGGUAAAGUGGACUUCUUCCCCCAUCCCUAGAACCAGGGACCUAGAAACCACCAUUGGAAAGUCCCCAGGGAAUGGAAUACAGAGCCCAAGCAAUGAGGAGCAGGCAAAGCCAGCCUCCCAGCAGGACAACAAAUGGAGGUCCAUCUAUCUUUGUCACCAAGCUGAGGUGUCUGAAGCCUGGAGCUACUGGGACCCCUCCUCUCCUCUAUAGCUAUUAGAUGUGUCAGGACCAAGUUGACCCCAACUUUCAGAACGUCCCUAGCCCUGUCUUCAUCCCUUCCCCUGCCAGUGCCUUACCACCUACCCAGGAAAGCAGGUCCUUGAGCCACCCAGGCCUUACAAUUUGAUCACCAAGAGUAUCCCAGAAGUUAUCUCAGCUUCUCCAUCACCCCCACUUGGAGCAACAGUGUCACAUCUCCACCCCACUUACCAAUAAAAGCUACCCUUUCCACCCAGUGGAAUGGGAUGGCAGAAAACCAACAGUGGCCCAGAUGGACCUCCAAGUCUGCUUUUCAGGUGUAAAGCCAGACAUGAGCUCUCCCACCUCAGGGAAAAGGUAGAGGGGGCAGGUUAGAACUUGUGGUACAGUGAUAUUGGUCCAGUUCCUCCUGACUCUUCACUCUACCACCCAAAAGUCAAUGUAGACCUACGAAACGGUCAGGUGAUGGGCUAGGGACGUAUCUUCAAACUCCAUUUCUUCCUCUGUAGUAGCCCAGUCCAGGACUUUGGAACCCUGGUCUCAUUCACCCCAAAUAUACUUCUUGCUGAUCAUGCGUUGUGGGGGUGUGGGGGGACCCAUGCAGAGGAGGUUCUCUUCAUAAGGGGGACUCACAGAAGGACCUUCCAGUGAAUGUUUGACCUAGGGAAUGCAGCCACACUGGAAGCACCAAUAGAGGGCUAAGGUCAGACGGAGCAUGGCCCCACGAGCCCCAGAUUCCCUGAAAAUCCUGAGAUCAAUCACAUUUAACAUCAGAAGAACCCUUAGUGUCCACCUGGCCCUAUGUUUCCCAGAAUUCAAGCGGAAAACAUCUGAGAAUGGCUUUCCCAUAUUGCAUUACGGCAUGCAGAAGGCUUUAUUUUAAAGUCAUUCCAUCAGAGGUGUUCUCAGAAUUAGACCCCACCUGUACUGUGUUCUAACACUGAGGGUGGUGGCACCUGAUUCAGAGCAGUGUGUGUGUGUGUGAAAAUACUGUAUAUUAAUGAUUAUUGUUACUGCACACACACACACAUACAAAAAAAAAAAAAAAACCCUAGAGAAAGACCUUUGAUUUUAGCAGCAGAACACAUUGAUCUGGCUUACUACUCAACAGGAGGGAAAGUCUGAAAGUUGAUAAGCUAGUUCGACUCCUUUAUAAUGAGAACCUGACAUCAGAGGAGAGUGUGAUUUACCUGGGCUCAUAUAAUUAGAAGCAUCUCCAGGCCUGGAGAAAAUUUGAACUUAUGGUCCCGGGCUGCUUUGUAGUGAGCCUGUUUCCACUGCUCUGGUAGCUGAGCCAGGCUAUGAGGAAACCCUGGAUAUCAGCAUAAACCUAUGUCUGGGACUACGAUCCCUUUUCCCUGGGUAAUAAACUCAGCCACCCAUCCUAAGGAGGCAAGCACUUGGCCUCUUUGAGUGAGACUUGGCUUUAGGACUCUCUGCAUCAGCCUUGUGUGCAUCAGGCACUGGAAAGCCUCUGUCUUCCCAGCCCUUGCCUCUCCAGGAAACUCCACAGGCCUCCAGAGAAUACCAGUUUCUCAGCCCAAGGGGUCCAUCACUGAGAAGUGCCCAAAGGGAAGUCAGGGAGCUGGGAGGAAAAGACAGCAGGACCAAGUAGGAUUCCGAAGCCGAACUGGGAGAGAACAGCAUCAUCUAUUUUUAUUCUGAAUGUACAAAGGCAGGGCCUUGAAAGAGCUCACACUUCCGAGGCGGAAAUGGGUACCAAAAUGAGAGAUCAGCAAGAUUUCCCAAGAUAGGAGAAUCCUCCUGCUGCCUGCGUGGGAGAAAGUAGGGGAGGAGUCCAAACCAGGCCACCAGAGAUGGUUGAGAUAAAUGACAAAUCUGGUGGAAGUCAGACAUGGCUCUAAAGAGCUUCCUAAGAGACUUCCCGAGAGAGAGACAAAAGUGUUUGUUUGUUUUGUUUCCAGGAGCUUGUCAAAUAAACCAAUGAAAAAGCUUUGCCGAUGAUAAUAAAAGAUGCUCACACUUUCAUAGCGCUUGCUACGUGACAAGUACCGCUGUAAAUAAAUGCCUCAUGAAAACC